AUGGAGAGUAACAUUUCCAUGGCACAAGUUAGCAAUAUUGUCGGCCCUGAGCGAGGCCAGAGCUUCAAGGACUUCUAUUUGUCUGUGACAAACGACCUGGAUUGGGGCAGCCCCGAGCCCGAGGACAUCGAAAAGCGCAUCGAGUGGCGUGAGGUUGCUCAUAGUGGGCAAUGGAUCAUUCUCUCGGUCCUUUGCCAGUAUAAGACUUUUGCAUCUGCCAUCCGAACCCUCCAGAUGACAACGCCCGACGUCAUCAACUUCGUCACUCUCUACAUCAAAUUCCACCGAGCGACCAAGCUAUGGGCUAAAAAGAUCGACGAGACUUCGGUCUCUGAUCUUCUCCGAAAGUCUGGAGAGCAUUGGCCGGGUGUAGAUGAGAUGGAUGACUACACCCGACCUCGCCUUCCUACCGAUGUCCUCGAAAACCCCGACCGGGAGGAGGCAAUCAAGUACCUGCGUCAGGUGGGUCAGGAGGAAGCCGUCGAAGAUAUCGAUGAAUGGCGCGGUCUUUCCACCGACUUUCACACACUCCCCAUUGAGCCCGAGAUCAUGGCCCGGGUUGUUGUGAUCCUGGACGAAGAAGAGGGGUUCUUGGGUGCCGACAACACCCAUUCCCUUCCAGAUGGGCAUCACUUGUCCUGGAUCGGAAGUGGCCCGUCGGUAUGCCAAGACCUGGCGAAGUGUCUGGGGGAGCUUCAAGUCUACCUCACUCGCCCUAGCCCUUCGACAGCCAGCACUUGUGGGCGUUGGCCCACAGGUAGCCCGAAAGGAUCUCAAAGCCAAAGACGCCGCCAGAAUGCCCCUGGAAACAACGUGGACUGUUCCACAGAAGAAAUCAACCAACUGUUCCCUCAACGCGUUCCCUCUGUCGAUAUGAGAGGGUACCCCGGAUUCGAGUCGAUAAGAGGCCGCGAGGAUGCAUCGGUGCCAAAGCAAGACUCUAAUCAGCCCCAGCCUCUCUCUGUGGAGCUGCAGGUGCCUCUCAUCCGUAUCCGCGAGGCCACGCCACAGGCUCAACCAGACCACUCAACGGGAGGUCAACUUUCAAUGAACAAACUCUUGUCUUCGGUCCAACCCCUUCAUCCGUCCGUCCGUCUUCCGGGACCAAACUUGGGCAGAGACACCUACUCUUUUCCUCAUGGAAAGCCUGAUGAAGAACUAGGACACGGUCACACGCCGCACUUUUUUCAGGAUCGCGACAAAAUCGAGAACCAGCUCAAUAAAUCUACCAGGCCGAAUUUCCCUGGUCCCACUCCCAUGCGAGAGCAACGUUUCCAGGUGAUCGAUUUCGAGACGCUGAAGGGCCAGAUACACAAGGAAACGCAGAAAGAGAACUUGAGACUUCCUGUGGCCCCUAAGCACAGCACUGGAAAAGCUUCCGUAUUGAGUGCUCCACGGAACGCGUUUGCCUCUCCGAUCUUAACCGACGAUGAUCUCGAAUCACCCACUAUGCCGAGUAGCAAGCAAGCUUCUCGAAAGCGAAAGGUUGAUGAUAGCGAUGGAGAAUACCGACCUCGAACCGAGAGACCUCGCAAGGAGAAGGCCAGAAAGUCUGCUCCUCGAAACAAGAAUACUACUUCGCCGCAAACAAUCCAGCCGCAGCAAACCCAUCAGCCACAACUGACCAUCCAGCCGCAGAUGGGCGCUGAAGGUAUACUUCAGCCUGUCAAACGUGGUCGAGGCCGUCCACGAAAAUACCCCAAGCCCGAAGUUCCUGUUAUUCGAGCAGCCCCGGGUCAAUCAGCUGCGCCUCACUCUUCUGCGAAUGACGCCGGUACUCAGCAGGUAGCCGCUCCUCCAGGCACCACAAUCGCUGAUAAUUCAGCUUCCGCUCGUGGUUCGGGUGGUGACACAAAUGCUGGCGGCCAGACUCACGUUGGAGGACGGCUUGGUGUACUCAAUGAAGCUCCAAGAUCGACUUCGGAUUAUAUCUCUCCAUACUCUCGUCCCCAGUCUUUCCCCCAGGUCGCUCUGUCCUCCAAUGCUUCUCAUGCGACUGUUGCGCACUCAAACACUCCGCAGGCUCAGAUUGAGGCCGACAGAGAUGGACUGUUGCGCCGUCAGCCAAACAACUACGAGGAAUUCUGGACGGUCCAUCAGAACCUUGCGAAUGCAGCCCGUCCAGGAUACUGGAGUUACAACCCCAGUCCUGAUGACAAUGGUACACUUUCGUACCUCUCAUCUUCCCAACCGGCCUCUCGCCAGAAUAUGACAAUCCCGACAACUCGCCAGUCUUAUUAUGAUCAGGGCCUUGGUACGCGCCCUGUUGGCCAACAAACCUCUCAAGGAGCCAACGUUAGCGCUCCUAGCACUCAACAGCAGCCGCAGAACAACACUGAUUACUUUCUUCAUUCUGCGCAUCUCAACAGGUGUCAAGGGCCAUCUGCUCUCAAUGCUAUCGCCCAGCAGGCCCGAGAUGAACGUAUCAGAUCUGAAGCAGCUGAAAAGCGCAAGCAAGGAGAAGACGUCAACGACACCGCACAAGGCAAGAACAAAUAA
Colletotrichum higginsianum IMI 349063 is the source of this 2499-nucleotide messenger RNA. RefSeq lists its product as uncharacterized. Bases 1 to 2499 code for a protein of 832 amino acids. The record is from RefSeq and is a predicted model, not a curated record. NCBI's taxonomy places the organism in Eukaryota, Fungi, Ascomycota, Sordariomycetes, Glomerellales, Glomerellaceae. The transcript has 2 exons.